Messenger RNA from Vitis vinifera (wine grape), 1270 nucleotides. RefSeq names its product probable amidase At4g34880. The transcript is spliced from 5 exons. Lineage: Eukaryota; Viridiplantae; Streptophyta; Magnoliopsida; Vitales; Vitaceae. Bases 190 to 1236 code for a protein of 348 amino acids. The record is from RefSeq and is a predicted model, not a curated record.
AGGAAGGCAGGGGCGGUGAUACUGGGAAAGGCUAGUAUGAGUGAAUGGUAUCAGUUUCGUUCUUUGAAAACUCGAAACGGCUGGUGUCCAAGGAGUGGACAGGGUGUGGUGAGCUUAAUUGCUUUCCUUCUUCCUAUACUUGGUUUCGUUAUUUUGAAGAUUAGGUCUAAAUUUUGUGACUUGUGAGACAUGCAGAAUCCAUAUGUACCAUCGGGAGAUCCAUGCGAGUCAAACAGCGGAUCUGCAAUAUCUGUAGCGGCCAACAUGGUGGCUGUCUCGCUUGGGACUGAGACUGAUGGUUCCAUCAUCUGCCCAGCCGAUGUGAACUCCGUUGUUGGGUUUAAACCCACUAUUGGACUCACCAGUCGGGUAGGUGUCAUCCCAAUUUCACCCCGACAAGACAGUGUCGGACCUAUAUGCUGGAGUGUGCUGGACGCAGUUUAUGUGCUUGAUGCUAUAGUGGGUUUUGAUCCUAGAGACGGUGAGGCAACAAAAGAAGCAUCCAAGUUCAUACCUGUUGGUGGCUACAAACAAUUUCUCAACAAAGAUGGGAUUGCAGGAAAGAGAUUGGGUGUUGUGAGGAAUCCAUUUUCUGGAUUUUACAACCGAUCCACAGCUAUUUCAGCCUUUGAAGCUCAUCUCACCGUAUUAAGGCAAAGAGGUGCAAUUUUAGUGGACAAUUUGGAAAUAGAAAAUGUUGAUAUCAUAUUGAACCCCUAUGAAAGUGGUGAAUCAACGGCCUUGUUGGCUGAGUUCAAGCUCAACAUAAAUGAAUACCUGAAAGAGCUCACCCAUUCUCCAGUGAGGUCCCUAGCAGGCAUAAUUGCCUUCAACUUGAACAACUCCGAUCUGGAAAAGACUGAUGAAUAUGGCCAGGAAGUCUUUAUCGCAGCAGAGAUGACAAAUGGGAUUGGGAAGCAAGAGAGGAUGGCAAUGGAAAUGAUGGCAAAUCUGUCUCAGGAUGGGUUUGAGAAACUGAUGAUGGAGAAUAAGCUUGAUGCAACGGUGGCACUGGGUUCAGGCAUGGCCACUGUACUGGCCAUUGGAGGUUACCCCGGAGUUAGUGUUCCAGCUGGGUAUGAUGGAGAUGGAAUGCCCUUUGGCAUAUGUUUUGGAGGACUGAAGGGGAUGGAGCCAAAGCUUAUUGAAGUUGCUUACGGAUUUGAACAAGCCACAAAGAUUCGGAGACCUCCUACUUCCCCUAAUAACUUAUUGUGUCCUAAUGAGCCAUUGUAAGAGUUGGAUUUUGUUUUCCGCAAUAACAGUGGUU